Beauveria bassiana ARSEF 2860 is the source of this 1581-nucleotide messenger RNA. Its product is annotated as Cytochrome P450 CYP5280A1P. The coding region runs from base 1 to 1581 and encodes 526 amino acids. Lineage: Eukaryota; Fungi; Ascomycota; Sordariomycetes; Hypocreales; Cordycipitaceae. The record is from RefSeq and is a predicted model, not a curated record. The transcript has 2 exons. Gene Ontology annotation, molecular function: iron ion binding; oxidoreductase activity, acting on paired donors, with incorporation or reduction of molecular oxygen; monooxygenase activity.
AUGUUUAUGCUCUGGAUAGCGGCUGCGGUGUUUGGACUCAUAAUCAUCGGACGGCCACUAAUUGUGUAUCUGCAAGACGUCAAAGGAUUUCGAAAAUAUCCGGUCCAAAAUUUCCUCUCUGGUAUAUCCCCUCUUGCCUAUUGCUGGGAGGUCGGACGAUCCCAUCGAGUAUUUCACACACGUCGACUACAUGAGCAGCUAGUUGAUAACCCCGUUGUACGCAUCGGCCCCAACUGGCUAUCAUUUGGUCGCGCUCGGGCUGCGCGAGACAUCUACGGCUACGCAUCACCGUGCCUCAAGAGCCGUAUCUACGACUCAUUACAGGGUGGCGGCGAGCAUCUUGUCAACAUCACCAGCCGCGCUUUGCACAGUUCGCGCCGGAAGAUGGUGGCCACUGCGUACGCUCCCCGCAACAUUGAAAGGUGGGAGCCCAAGGUCACUGAAACCACCACGGUUCUCUUAUCCAAGCUUGACCGUCAAUGUACACAGGCUCCGAAGUCUUCCAUUGGACCCAUCCCAGGCAAUGAGCUCACCUUUGACGGCAACCUCUGGGGGAUGUUGUAUUGCUUCGAGUGCGUCAUCAAGAUCGGUUUAAGCAAGGAUGUAGGUUUCAUUGCUCAAGGCUCGGACAUGGUCGAAGUGCGGCGUAAGGACGGCACUACUGUACAUGUGAACGCCAUCGACUGUUUGCACAGCGGCUCCAGAGCAACUUCAACACUGAUCUGGGAUACCCGAAACUUUGGCCUAUGGAAGCGCAUAUCGCAAAACAUCUCCUCGCGGUAUGCCAAACAAUGGGAUAAUGCCUCCCAAUGGCGCGCCUUUAUCGAGAAUAUGACAGAAGAGCGUCUAGAACGUUUUGCGGCUGGCGAAUACCUUGAUGAUCUUAUCCAGCUGAUGAUCGUCGACAGAAUGGGAACAGACGCAGACAUCACGAUGCAAGAUCGGGUCGCUGAAGUCGACCAGAUGGUCAACGGCGGCGGCGACGGACCAGGUAUCUCCUUGGUCAACACCUUGUACUAUCUUACCAAGAACCCGGAAACCUUGGCUAAGCUACGCGCCGAACUCGACGAAGCAUUGGAAUCGCAUGAUGGCGUAGUACCUUGGUAUAAAGUCAAGAACCUGCCAUAUCUCCGCGCCUGUGUUGAUGAGUCGAUGCGCCUUUCCCCGCCUGUUGCGACGGACCUCCUGAGGAAGACACCCCCUGAUCGCUCGCACACGAUUGACGAAGUAGUGGUUCCGCCCAGCACCAACGUGAGCAUAUCGGCUUACACAGCACAUCGCGACCCCAGUGUUUUUCCGGAUCCUGAGGCCUUCAAGCCAGAGAGGUGGCUCAUUAAAGGUCAAGGUGCUCUCAAGCAAAUGCUUGACGCGUACAUCCCGUUUAGUGCAGGACCGCGGGGCUGCAUUGGACGCAGUGUGACAAUUUUGAUGCAACUUGUGUAUAUCGGCACGCUUGUCUACCGGUAUGAGUUUGCCCUACCGAGCCCUGAUUGGGAAAUGGAAUGGAUUGAUUAUUUUAAUCUCUGGCCUAAAGAGUUGCCGCUGAAAAUUUGGAAGAGAAAGAAGGGCAUGAUCGCUUAA